AUGAAAUUAAAAAUUGUUCUCUUAUUUACAAUCAUCUGUCUUAUAUCAAUAAGCACUUUCUAUAUGACUUUGUAAAACGAUUAAACUCUACUUAAAUUAAAGACCAAUCACACUUUCAAAGGUACAAAUACCAAACACACAGGAUAUUGGAAUGGUGAUUUAUAAUGCACUGCAAAAUGCUAAGCUUAGGAUGGGAUCAGCUGUGGUUAAGCUUGGUAAAAUUGUUGUCGACCUUCAUAAUGCAUAAGUGAAUGGUAUGGUGCUAAGAAUUGUAAGGACCGAAUACCAGUUCCUGGAUGCUCAGAUGAUGAAAAUUGA
Molecule: messenger RNA, 318 nt
Organism: Paramecium tetraurelia
Lineage: Eukaryota; Ciliophora; Oligohymenophorea; Peniculida; Parameciidae
Exons: 2
Source: RefSeq, a predicted model, not a curated record